Molecule: messenger RNA, 515 nt
Organism: Closterium sp. NIES-65
Lineage: Eukaryota; Viridiplantae; Streptophyta; Zygnematophyceae; Desmidiales; Closteriaceae
Source: the annotation of a GenBank genome assembly
AUGAGAGAAGAAGUCGAUAGGGACAGGGCAGUGGGGUGUUGGGUAGCACCACUACCACUAGCAGCAGCAGCAGCAGCAGCAGCAGCAGCAGCAGCAGCAGCAGCAGCAGCAGCAGCAGCAGCAGCAGCAGCAGCAGCAGCAGCAGCAGCAGCAGCAGCAGCAGCAGCAGCAGCAGCAGCAGCAGCAGCAGCAGCAGCAGCAGCAGCAGCAGCAGCAGCAGCAGCAGCAGCAGCAGCAGCAGCAGCAGCAGCAGCAGCAGCAGCAGCAGCAGCAGCAGCAGCAGCAGCAGCAGCAGCAGCAGCAGCAGCGCCAGCACCAGCUGCAGCGGCGGCUGCGGAAGUGGGUGGGGCCAGCAUGCUGUACGUGGUGGGCGUGGGGCUGUGGGACGAGAGUGACAUCACGGUCAGGGGCCUGGCGGCCGUGCGGCGCUGCCAGCACGUCUUCCUUGAGGCCUACACCUCCAUGCUGCUCGUUAACCGCAGCAAGCUGGUGCGCACUGCUGCUGGGAAGGGAUA